AUGACGGCUUUGAAGAAAGCUUACGCUGAGAUUAUUCUAAACACGGCGAAGGAAUCGGCGGCUAGGGUUAUGAUUUCCGACAGAAAAUCAGCUCUGUUUCAUCACGAUCUUUUUGGAACCAAAGAGGAAGCUCUUCGUUUACUUGUUCGAAUGAAACAGAUGAUAGAUGCUAAGACAAUUGAAGCAGAGAUCACAUCAUCAAACCAGCAAAGAAAGAUUGAUGUGCUUGAAGCUCAGCUUCAAGAGGCAGAAGAUAUUAUUACUGACCUGAGGUCAGAGUUGAGAUGGCUGAGAGACAAAUUGGAGAGAGCAAAGGUUGUUAAAGAGUCGCAGGCACGGAAUGUUGUAAACAAGGAAGAAGAAGCAAUUUCUACUCAGAACGCUGAUAAAGAGCUUGUUGUUGGAAGUUUGGAUCCAAAUCAAGAGGUUGCAGAUACUUGCUUCUCUGUCACAGUUGACACUCUUAAGAAUCAGAGAUUGUUGCUUGAAGAUGAAUGUGGAAAUGACGAGAAGGGGUUUGACGGGUUGAGUGUUAGUACUUUAAAGGGAUGUGAUGCUUGUGAGUCUGAAGUGGAUGUUAGUAUCAGUAACAAAAAGCUUGAGCUGUCUAGAAAUGGGUGUACGCAGAGGAUUCAUGCUUUGGAAAGGAAUGUUCUAGAGAGGAAACCCUCACCUUGUGCAAAUGAAGAGGAACAACGUAUAACUGAAAAGGAUAGUGAAGAUAACUUGAGCUCAGGAAAAGUGAACGGGCUUGAAACAGGCAUCUGGGGAAACAAAAGAUGUCUUGUUCUUGCUCUUAGAUCCAGGAAUGCAGAGGUCAUAACAAAGCCGUCAAAUGCAUUUGGAAUCAAGAGGAGUAGCAAGUCAUGCAAAUCACGAGGGAAGAGAAAGAGAAGGUGGGGCAAACGAAAAGCUACAUCGGUUAGAUCUCAAAGUCAGCUGAUAAAACCUUGUAAAUCUCAGUCUGAUCUUCCCUGUUCCAAGACAGCCAUGGAUAAUUCAGAUGGUGAAGAUUCUAUGGAAACACAUCGAUCGGUAGAGAGUGAAGAGGUGGAUGUCCUUAAUGCCUGUAAAGGAUUGGGAGAUCAUUUGCAGCAUAAAAGAACCCUAGACACUGAUAAUGUCGGUAUCAUCCGUAAUGGAAAAAGGAGCAAGAAUAUGGAAAACCUGGAUGGUAUAUCUUCCCGUGUAAAUCCUCUUGACCAUUUGGUGGAAUCCUGUGAAGAAUCUCAUGUAGUCUCUAUUAUUGUUGAGGAUGAUGAAAACAAGGCACAUAUACCUGAAAAUGAGACUGAGAUAAAGCCCCUUCCUCCUUUGUAUCCUGGAAUAACUUCAUUUAAAACCAAUGUGGAUCCAACCUCAGGAUACACAGAUGACACUGUCGUCAGUGCGAAUGCAGCAAAUCGAUCACCAGACAAAGACUUGCAAUCAAGAAAAGAAGAUGCGUUGGUAAAAUGUAAAGGUGAAGAAGAUAGUGUGGUUCCAUCUACCAAAAUGGGUUCUGAGUUGGUCAAUCUGCAUUCGGGCUCUAAAGUUACCGCAGUAGUAUCAGAUCAGAUCAGUGAGUCUCCAAGAGCCGAUGCAAAUCGACUUUUGAUGUAUACAUUUCAAAGGAAACGCAAGAAGGGAUCUUUAAACGUAAAUAAUGAUAAUAGUAGUUCUCCAGGGAAAAGAGAGGUGAAAGAGAAAGAAAACAGCGCGCAAGACCCAAUUAAAACCACUUUGAGUAAUGAACCAUCUAGCAAAACCCCCGUGGUUAGCUGA
Molecule: messenger RNA, 1764 nt
Organism: Arabis nemorensis
Lineage: Eukaryota; Viridiplantae; Streptophyta; Magnoliopsida; Brassicales; Brassicaceae
Source: the annotation of a GenBank genome assembly